This is a messenger RNA of Hylaeus volcanicus, 6553 nucleotides long. It is a transcript of the gene Npc1a, whose product is annotated as NPC intracellular cholesterol transporter 1. Lineage: Eukaryota; Metazoa; Arthropoda; Insecta; Hymenoptera; Colletidae. Bases 413 to 4552 code for a protein of 1379 amino acids. The record is from RefSeq and is a predicted model, not a curated record. The transcript is spliced from 19 exons. Gene Ontology annotation, molecular function: lipid carrier activity. Gene Ontology annotation, cellular component: membrane.
UUGUAACAUUUAAAAAUGUUCAAAGUGAUUUCAACCAUCACAGUCUCGAAUAUUUCGAAUAUUUUCAAAUCGGAAAUUCGAACGGCCAUCGUUACUUAUGAAAUCGAAGCGAACCCGAGCAAAACCGAAGUUAGGCGAACGACGCUGAAUCAUUCUACGCUUCGGCGUGCUUCGGCUUUGAUUACUGGUAUCGCUAGGUGUCGCCGUCGAGCACCGUCGAGCUGCGUAUUACUUACGGCACGAAAUGUUAGUCGCGUUUACUGUUUUGUGAAACACGGUAGUCUGUCGUUUCGUGGUUUGUUUGUGGACGCGUGAAAACGAUGCAUAAUUACAACAAACUGUCGCAAUAGCAUUUAACAACGGCAGAAGAGAAGAAUCGGUCGAUUUCACCUGCAUCGUGGUGUAACGCGUUAUGCAUUGGUUUGAUGUGUUUCCUCGAGGUCACAGUUGGACUUUGACAGACGUUAGAAUGUCGCGGGUGAACGUGAUGUUGUUUGUGCUGGGUGCCUGGGGCCUUAUAGGCACCGCAGCUGCAGUGGAGGGUGGACAUUGUAUUUGGCAUGGAGAAUGUUACACAGAUCCAUUUAUGCAUAAAAAGAAUUGCCCUUACAAUGGGCCAGCUAAACCAUUAGACUUUGAAGGACAAAAAUUACUUGCUAAAAAUUGUCCUCAUCUUUUUAAAGAUUCUGGAGAUGGAAUUAAAACUUGUUGUGACACAAAUCAAUUGAAAACAAUGGAUUUCAAUGUCAAAUUAGCAUCAAAUUUUUUGAGCAGAUGUCCUAGCUGCUUUGACAAUUUAGUAAAACAUUUUUGUGAAUUUACAUGUAGUACAGAACAAAGCACAUUCAUUAAUGUUACCGAAAUACUGAAAGAAGGAAGUACAGAAUAUAUUAAUAAAAUAGACGUUUAUAUAACAAAUAAGUACCUUGAAGGUACAUUUUACUCCUGUAAUAAAGUAUCAGUACCUAGUACUGGACAAUUAGCAAUGGACUUAAUGUGUGGAGAAUGGGGUGCAAGUAGAUGUACCCCAUUGAAAUGGUAUCAUUACAUGGGCGAUGCAGAAAGUAACAGUUAUGUACCCUUUCAAAUUACAUACAAAAAUACAGAUGAGCCUGUUGGCCCAUUUACACCUGUGGAUCCUACGGUUACUCCUUGCAGUAAGGCAUUGAACAAAAAUACGCCAGCCUGCAGUUGUGUAGACUGUGAAGCCAGCUGCCCAGUACCACCACCAUUGCCACCCCUGCCAGAACCCUUCACCAUUUUGAACUAUGAUGGCUAUUCUGUGGUCAUGUUGAUUAUUUUUCUGUGUGGAUCAUCCCUCUUCCUCUUAUCGAUAGUGUGCUUCAGUAAUAGACAACAAAUCGUCGCACGAGGGGAGGAAGUAGGAAGGCAGGUGGGUAGACGCCUUGCCGCAGGGUUACACCACCCAGGAGAUGGUGCUCGUAUUGCUCUCGCCGCGGACCAGGAAGACAGCCCACUUCAAUCUAAGCGUUCCAGUGUGAUAUCUGCAGAUGAUUUGCCGAGCGGAUUCGACGACGAACAACGAUCGACCUUUAUCGAAAGAUUGGGCGCAGGCACUGAUAAAUUAUUGGCGGAAUUCUUUUGUUGGUGGGGUACAGGAUGCGCCUCGCGACCGUGGUUAGUUCUGUUCGCUGGUUUUUUGUUCAUCGUUACUUUGGGUCAUGGAAUAAAGUACAUACACGUUACCACGGACCCGGUUGAAUUAUGGGCAGCUCCCCAAUCCCGAUCACGAGUCGAAAAAGAAUAUUUCGACCAGCACUUUGAACCAUUCUAUAGAACCGAACAAAUAAUCAUAACAUCAGUUGGUUUGCCAAAUAUCGUGCACAACACAUCCAAUGGCCCAAUAACGUUUGGUCCCGUAUUUAACGACAGUUUCUUGUUGGCGGUCUAUGAGCUCCAAGAAGGAAUUAAACAAAUAGUUACACCAAACAAUUACACAUUGGCAAAUAUAUGUUUUGCUCCGUUGACUAGUCCCUUCACUGGACCUCCAACGGUUUCACAAUGUGUCAUUCAAAGUAUUUGGGGUUAUUGGCAAGAUAGUAUAGCGAACUUUAAUUCGACUAACGAUGAAGACAAUUACACGAUAAAUUAUUUGGACCACUUCAGAGUUUGUUCGCAAAACGCGUACAAUCCUGAAUGCCUUGCGCCUUACGGCGGGCCAAUAGAACCAGCGAUUGCUGUCGGAGGCUUCUUAAAGCCAGGACAGGAUCUCCAUAAUCCUCCGUACGAGAAAGCCACAGCAGUGAUUCUGACUGUAUUAGUAAACAAUUAUCACGAUAAAUCCAAACUUCAUCCAGCAAUGGAGUGGGAACAGAGCUAUGUCGAAUUUAUGAAAAAUUGGACAGCAACGAAGAAGCCAGCAUUCAUGGACAUAGCUUUUACUUCUGAACGUUCGAUCGAAGAUGAGUUGAAUCGCGAAUCUCAAUCGGACGUUUUAACUAUCCUAGUGUCGUACAUUAUUAUGUUCGCAUACAUUGCAAUUUCUCUAGGACAGCUCAAGACUUGCAGUCGACUGUUGAUCGACUCUAAAAUUACCCUCGGUCUAGGCGGCGUAGUCAUAGUGUUGGCUUCUGUCGUUUGUUCCGUCGGUUUGUUUGGUUUCAUUGGAAUCCCCGCUACGCUCAUUAUUAUUGAAGUCAUACCAUUCCUCGUCCUUGCUGUCGGAGUAGACAACAUUUUCAUUCUGGUCCAAACACAUCAAAGAGAAGGUCGACAACCAAACGAGUCGAUACCAGAGCAUAUUGGCCGUACCCUUGGCCACGUGGGGCCGAGUAUGUUGUUGACUAGCGUAUCAGAGAGUUGUUGUUUUUUCCUUGGUGGAUUAUCCGACAUGCCUGCAGUUAGAGCCUUCGCUCUCUACGCUGGUAUGGCGUUGUUAGUAGACUUUUUACUUCAAAUAACGUGUUUCGUUAGUUUAUUGGCGCUGGACACAGUUCGCCAAAAUAGUAACCGACUGGACGUUUGCUGUUUCAUCCAUGGUUCGAAGAAAGAUAGCGGGGAGGAAGUAGUGAAUGGAAUUUUGUACAAAAUCUUCAAAGUUGUGUACGUCCCAUUAUUAAUGAAAAAGUGGUCACGUGCAAUCGUUAUGGUAGUUUUCUUCGGUUGGCUCUGCUCGAGCAUAGCCGUUGUCCCACAUAUCGAAAUUGGCUUGGACCAAGAACUCUCCAUGCCUGAGGAUAGUUUCGUUUUAAAAUACUUCAAAUAUUUAAAUAGUUAUUUAUCAAUUGGUCCGCCGAUGUAUUUUGUCGUGAAAGAUGGCCUAAAUUACUCCGACCCGAGAGCGCAAAAUCUUGUCUGCGGCGGUCAAUAUUGUAACAGUGAUUCAGUAUCUACUCAAAUAUUUAUAGCAUCGAAACAGUUAAACAGGACGUACAUAGCUAAACCUGCAUCAUCGUGGGUGGACGAUUACAUCGAUUGGACUGACUUAUCUUCUUGCUGUAAAUACUUCGUUUCGAACAAUUCCUUCUGUCCACAUACAGCAUUUUCGUCCCAAUGUGAGACGUGCAAAAUCAAUCAUGAUCACGGUCGUCCCACGCCGAUGGAUUUUGAAAAAUAUGUGUCGUUCUUUUUACAAGACAAUCCUGAUGAUACGUGCGCCAAAGCAGGACACGCAGCUUAUGGCCACGGCGUGAAUUAUGCCACCGAUCCUAAAACAGGCCUCUCGAAAGUCGGAGCAUCAUAUUUUAUGACGUAUCACACAAUUCUGAAGUCGUCCGCCGAUUACUACGAAUCGAUGAGGGCCGCGAGAGCCGUAUCGGCAAACUUAACCAAUAUGAUCAAUACCAAUUUGAGGAGCAUGGGUGAUAACUCCACAAACGUCGAAGUAUUCCCGUACAGCGUGUUCUACGUCUUCUACGAGCAAUACUUAACGAUGUGGCCCGACACAUUGUAUAGCAUAGGGAUAUCGUUGCUCGCCAUAUUCGUGGUUACGUUCCUUUUGAUGGGCCUGGAUAUAUUUUCCUCUGUCGUUGUUAUAAUAACUAUCACCAUGAUCGUCGUCAACAUCGGCGGUUUAAUGUAUUGGUGGCACAUCACGCUGAACGCAGUGUCCUUGGUCAAUCUCGUCAUGGCUGUAGGAAUUGCUGUUGAGUUUUGCAGUCAUCUGGUACAUUCUUUUUCGGUCUCAGUGAAGGCGACGAGAGUUGACCGAGUCGCCGAUGCAUUGACGAACAUGGGAAGUUCCAUUUUUAGCGGUAUCACGUUGACAAAGUUUGGUGGAAUCGUAGUACUUGGUUUCGCGAAAAGCCAAAUAUUUCAGGUAUUCUACUUCAGAAUGUACCUGGGUAUUGUACUGUUCGGGGCGGCGCAUGGCUUAAUAUUCUUGCCAGUAUUACUCAGUUACAUAGGCGUGAUGUCGCGCCGAAGGCGCAACAGAGUCCGCCAUCGUGCCAGCAGGGCUAGAAACAAAUUUAGGAGUGAAGAACGCGAGCCCAACUCUCCUCUGCUCCAAAAUGACAACAAUCAGUUCCCAACCACUUCCUACGCCAGUGUGAACUCCACGGAGUCAACGCAUCGAUAUUUGACCUUCUAGCAUUAAUCAUCAGAAUGAUAUGAACGUUUUUGUAUUUAGAGAGACUGAACUCGACGAACACGACACAUGGUUAUCUCUCAUCUUCUACUACAAAAUUCUUUCUUCGCAGAUCGAAAUAAGUUAAACGAAUCGUCAAUGAAAUUGCCACGAUCCACGUAAACUGUGCAGUUCAUGCCUGGUGUCUUUGUUUCUAAUUAGGAAGGAACUACUUUCGUAUAUUAUUCAUUCUAUUACGAAUAUCAUAAGAAUUGCGUCCUAUUUAGGGUAUUUAUUUCGUGGAAAAAACAGCCUUUCAAGUUAACGUUGCACUACUUCUGAAGCUUUACUUAUAUUAUAUUCGCGUAAUUUUUAAGGGUGGCAUGAUCAAUCGAGAGACGAUUGAGUGUCAAGGAACAGUCGUUUAAAGUUCUGACAAGCGUGGCAGAUAGUUUUUUCUGGUAUUCUUUGAUAAUGUAAAACACGUAAAUGUAUGUUGCUUGGCAAACGACCAAUGUAUCUGCAUUUUUCUCGUGCUUUAUCGUCGAGCGUGCAUUUUUCUUCGACGUGAGAUACAUUUUAUUUCCAAUAUCGGUGACGCGUAAUUCGUGUGUCAUAAAGUGAUGUGCCAGUGACACGAUAACGUUAUCUUUUAUUCGUGGAAAUUUGAUCACACAUAAUAUACUAUCCUAUAUUUUAAAUGCAAUUUUACCAUUUCAACAGAAUUAUUUAAAAAUAUAUAUCAUCGAAGUUUUUGCACAACGUAAAUGUAGAACUCUGUCCAAAUGAGUAUUAACCGUCCUUAGUCAUGGUAAAGAAACAAAUAUAAACGAUUCUAAAUUUACGUUGAACAAAAAUUGUUAGUUAAUGCGGUACCGAUUACGAUCAGUUAGUUGAAGUACGCGACAUCGAUAUUGGCAUAUAUUAUUCAUCCUUGCGUUCUUCUUUUUCUAUGAUAUACAAACGAUAAUAUUCCGAAUCGGUAACGUUUUCAAGUAACAUAUUUUUACGUUAUAGCAGACAACUGUAAGUCAUUUUGUUUGUUUCUCUUUUUUUCUUAUAUCCUUUACUAUAUUCACUAACUUUUUUAGCCAUUACUUUUUCUAUUGUCUGCAGUCUUACUGAGCCUGGAGUGAAACGCGAACCGAAUCGCAACAGCUGUUCCCCAGUGUUCAAGGAAAAAAACGAUAUCGUUUUUCGAUAACAUAGUGUUGUUGCUCGGUUCUCUUACGUUUUAUUCUCACAAUCUUAAAGAUUUCACUAGAUAACUAUGGUGUUUAACGAGAAAAAAAGGAAAAGGUAGUUAAGUUAGAAAGUUGAAUGAUGUAGAAGUGUUAGCUGUUUAAGUUCCGUUGCGUGCUUUAUCGGUGUAAAAUGUCUCGUAAGAAGUAUGACGCUUCUGCUCGGUGUCCACAAUGAAUUGUCAAACAGUAUUUUUGUUGUAUGAAAAUUCGACGGAGAGGUAGUCGAUCCGAAGCCCGUCUCUUCUGCGAUAGCGUGAACAUUUCAUGUCGCGAGUUCGGACUCGCGCAUUUUUUUUGUAAAAUUAUUUGUAUAUGAAGAACAAUUUUUAUACUGAGAAUGGAGGUACACACACUCGCGCACGUCACUGCGACGUUAACAAAGAAAACCUCGUUGAAAUUAUUAGACGAUACGUAUGCGAUUGUUGUUAAUGCUGUGUGCAACGAAUGAGAAGAAAACGAAAUUCGUCUGUGCUAUUGGAUGUUUGUAGAUCUCGUCUAGUGAUAAAAAAAAAAGGUAUGUUCUAUAUGUACAAAUGGUGAAAAAGUAUCGAUGAACGUUAAAUAAAUACCGACGAGUAUGUACAAUUACGCUCGGAUUCAUUCGCAUAUGUAUACACGUGCAACGAUGUUAAUAGACUGCAUAUCACUAGUAAAUUUUCAGUAUUAAAUUCUCGAGACGAGCAGAGCACGGCGUAACUACCAAAGAGGUGUCCGAACAACGGUGAAACCGUGUUAAACACGUAAUACGAAUAAACUUUUCUUUCUGUUUGUACGAUACAAA